This is a messenger RNA of Staurois parvus, 210 nucleotides long. Lineage: Eukaryota; Metazoa; Chordata; Amphibia; Anura; Ranidae. The record is from the annotation of a GenBank genome assembly.
UGCCCCAUCGUUGGUGUCCGUGGGGGGAGGAAUAGUGUCCCAUCUUUGGUGUCAGUAGGAGGAAUAGUGUGGUGGGGGGGGGAUAGUGCCCCAUCGUUUGGGUCAGGGGGGGGGAGGAAUAGUGCCCCAUCGUUGGUGUCAGUGGGAGGAAUAGUGUCCCAUCUUUGGUGUCAGUGGGGGGGAGGAAUAGUGCCCCAUCGUUGGUGUCAG